AUGUUGGUUGAUCAAACCGAAGGCGAGUAUCCACAUGAAGUAGUUGAGUUUCAACAAAAUCCUGCUAGACUUUCUCGUAAAAUCAAACAAUUGAGAAAUAAAUAUGCAACUGCUGUGAGAGCUGGGAAGAAAAGUGGUGGGGGUAGACAAGUUUUCAAGUUCUACGACCUCUGUCAGGAUGUUUUUGGGGGGAAUGCUGCAGCCGAGCAAAUACCUAGAGGUAUUGAAACUAAUCAUCAUGGUCCUGAGCCUAUCAGUGGCACAAUGGUAAACCAAGAAAAUGUUGAACCAAGUCAACAGGAAAACACCAUACUUGAUUCCGACGAGAAUUGCUCUGGAGAUUAA
Molecule: messenger RNA, 345 nt
Organism: Paramuricea clavata
Lineage: Eukaryota; Metazoa; Cnidaria; Anthozoa; Malacalcyonacea; Plexauridae
Source: the annotation of a GenBank genome assembly